GCUAAAAUAAGUGAAGAGAACAAAGGAACUGACGAAAGGAUGGAAGGAAGUGGACUACGAGAAAGCAAAUCGGGUUACAGACGGAUUAGCGCUUUUGGAGGAUCGGUCACGCAGUCUAGAAGCAGAGGGAAGAGGAGCAGAAACGAGAUCAUGCGCGGGCAUACGAUAGGCUUAUCGGGAGAGAUUGGUCCGCUGCCACCAGACGCCUUCAAUUCCAUCGCCAUGAUUGCAGCAGCAGCAGAAGCAGCAGCGCCUGCGCCCGUGCCCUCAGGCGGUGGCAGCACGCCUGCCCUCAUCCAGACAAUUUCCUCCAGGCUUGCGACAUCUUAAAGCUGCCCGCGCUCCAGGGCUCUUUCGGGAAAUUAGCAUGGCAGCAGAGCAGAGCAGAGCCCCCCGCAAAGGGCGGGAUCC
Marchantia polymorpha subsp. ruderalis is the source of this 411-nucleotide messenger RNA. The record is from the annotation of a GenBank genome assembly. NCBI's taxonomy places the organism in Eukaryota, Viridiplantae, Streptophyta, Marchantiopsida, Marchantiales, Marchantiaceae.